GUCAACCCGGUCAGGAUCGAAAAGCUCGCCGACUUAGAGACACUCGUCUCGUGUUUACCCAGACUUGAGACAUCACGCCCGGCCGAUGCGAUCUACUCCCUUGUUCAGGUCGCAUCAGACAGCAAUAUGAUCACCAUCGAUUACCGGCUCGGAGAUCUCUAUAUCUUCCAGGAUUUUGUCAGGCAUUAUAUCCACACGUCCCAGACGCUUAAUAUCAUCUGCAGGCACUGGGUCCCGCUUCGCCUGACGCCCGGCUCCCGGUCCUGGCUCCCCUCUUGGAUGCUAUGUGCUAGGAAUCUAUUCCUGGGAGGCGCUUAUGGCGCUUCAGGCAUCAGUGGCGACAACUUAGUCGGAACACCCAAUCACAAGCCGUACAAUGCAUCGAAAGGCACUGUCGCUACUGCCAUCUUCCGGGCUAUCGUGGACAAGACUCUCAAAGAAAAGAAAUCACUAACUGUAAACGGCUUCGGCAUUGGGACUAUAAGCGGGAUAUCCCCAUCGUCCUCAAGUUACGUCCCGACGGAAGCGAUGCACUUCUCAGGCUGGUCCAGCGCUGACUCCAGCGUGCCGGAUUGCCUCUGGCGAACUCUAGUGGCUGAUCGGGGUCCGCACGGAAUGAAAAUACCCAGCUGGUACCACAGCGCAUGCCAGUAUUAGCUAAAGCUUAGUGGGGAAGGCGACAUCGAUAUAGAAAGGCGACUCGGAGAGAAUCCUCCUUCGAUGGCAUUAGAAUACCUCACUCGUGUCUGCAACCUUCUUUCCAAUCGCCGAUUCUUCGUCCUUUCCACUCCUG
This is a messenger RNA of Trematosphaeria pertusa, 793 nucleotides long. RefSeq lists its product as uncharacterized. Bases 127 to 657 code for a protein of 176 amino acids. The record is from RefSeq and is a predicted model, not a curated record. The transcript has a single exon. NCBI's taxonomy places the organism in Eukaryota, Fungi, Ascomycota, Dothideomycetes, Pleosporales, Trematosphaeriaceae.